Pteropus alecto (black flying fox) is the source of this 1568-nucleotide messenger RNA. RefSeq names its product glucoside xylosyltransferase 2 (gene GXYLT2). NCBI's taxonomy places the organism in Eukaryota, Metazoa, Chordata, Mammalia, Chiroptera, Pteropodidae. Gene Ontology annotation, molecular function: UDP-xylosyltransferase activity. The record is from RefSeq and is a predicted model, not a curated record. The transcript has 7 exons. Bases 164 to 1117 code for a protein of 317 amino acids. Gene Ontology annotation, biological process: protein O-linked glycosylation via N-acetylgalactosamine.
CCCGCGUCCGCGCCCGCGAGCCGGCCGCCGGGGCGCAGCGAGCCUGGAAAAGUUGGCGAGGAGGCCUGGAGAACCCAGGAGUUUCCAUGCUGUGCUGCCACCUAAACUCUGGAUCCACCUUGCUGUGGUGGCCUGUGGCAAUCGAUUGGAGGAGACGCUGGUCAUGCUUAAAUCAGCCGUGCUUUUUAGCCACAGGAAGAUGCAAUUUCACAUUUUCACAGAAGAAUCUCUGAAGCCCGAGUUUGAUAAGCAGUUACGACAAUGGCCUGACUCAUACACAAAGAAGUUUGAGCACAGAAUCUACCCCAUCACGUUUUCUGUUGGAAACCCUCAGGAAUGGAAGAAGUUAUUUAAACCCUGUGCUGCCCAGAGACUCUUUCUUCCGAUGAUUUUAAAGGAUGUGGACUCGCUUCUCUAUGUGGACACCGACGUUCUCUUUCUGAGACCUGUGGAUGACAUCUGGAAGCUUCUGCGGCAGUUUAACUCCACCCAGCUUGCAGCCAUGGCUCCGGAGCAUGAAAUCCCCAAGAUUGGCUGGUAUAGCCGCUUUGCUCAGCACCCUUUCUAUGGCUCUUCAGGGAUUAAUUCAGGAGUCAUGCUAAUGAAUUUAACUCGUAUAAGAAGUGCCCAGUUCAAGAACAGUGUAAUUCCCACAGGCUUGGCUUGGGAGGACAUGUUGUACCUUCUCUACCAGAAGUACAAGAGUGCCAUCACGUGGGGGGACCAGGAUUUAUUAAAUAUUAUUUUUUAUUUCAAUCCAGAGUGUCUCUAUGUGUUCCCCUGCCAGUGGAACUACCGUCCUGAUCACUGCAUGUAUGGAAGCAACUGCAAAGAGGCUGAGCUUGAAGGUGUGUCUGUUCUGCAUGGGAACCGAGGUGUCUACCAUGAUGACAAGCAGCCAACUUUCAAAGCACUCUAUGAAGCUAUACGGGAUUUUCCCUUUCAAGACAAUCUCUUUCAAUCCAUGUAUUACCCUCUUCAACUGAAGUUUUUGGAAACUGUGCAUACUUUAUGUGGACGAAUCUCACAAGUUUUUCUGAAACAAAUAGAGAAAACAAUGAAAAGGGCUUAUGAGAAACAUGUCAUCAUCCAUGUCGGCCCCAACCAGAUGCACUGAAUGUUUUGUAUUGUUGCAAGUCAAUUAGGCACCUCAUGAAUGAGGAAAUAGUCAUCUGUAAGCUGCCUGGAUCUUUUUUGUAUAAAUAUUUAAUGGUGCUCCAUGACAAAUGAGUUUUAAAAGUCUUGUUAAAUGUUGCUGAAUUCGUUGCUCCUAAAAGGAAAGAUGCUUUAUUUUUUUUUUCUAAAAUGCUGUUUAUCUUUCUGUUUUUCUUUUUUUAAUAUUAUUACUCAUUUAACAUUGUCCAAGCAGGUUGAACUAGCUGUGAAAAGAAACUUUUGUCAACCUUCCAAUUCCUGUUAAGUGUCUGAGACAAUAUUAGUGGCAUCUAAGGUGGUAUAUUCAUCCUGUAUUCCUGAGACUCUUUCUAUACAAUUGACUCCCCCACACCUUUGUAAUAAAAGUAAUACAUGCUUAUUGUAAAACAAAUAAAACAAAUUUUAAGAAGUUA